CCGUGCCGUACCCUCGUGCUAUCAGAACACCAGGACAAGAACUUCAUAUUGUAUUCAGCUACCAGCACCUGGACACCAUGGGAAGUCACACAAUCUUUUUCUAACGACAAAAUGACAUCUCUUCGACCUUUCCAUGCAAGUGAUGUAUUCAAAUUCAACCCCACCAACCUCGAUCCUCUGACCGAGACAUACGAUUUGAAUUUCUACUUCUCGUAUCUGGCGCGCUGGCCACAUUUAUUUAAUGUAGCUGAAGGGCCAGAUGGGACGAUUGAUGGGUACAUGAUGGGCAAACUCGAGUCUUCACCCUCCUACUACAUUUCCAGUCCUCACUAUCUCCCCUUCCACGCCCAUAUAACAGCUCUAACCGUCUCGCCCUACGCGCGCCGUCUCGGCCUCGCUCGAACACUCUCCUCGUCACUCGAAGUCGCCGGCGACGAAUACAACGCCUUCUUUGUGGACCUAUUCGUCCGCAAAAGUAACAAGAUCGCUCAGGCGCUGUACAAGGGGCUGGGUUAUAGCGUGUAUAGGGUUGUGAAGGGGUAUUAUGUGGAUGAUUUGAGUGGGGGGAAGAGUGCUGGAGAGGAGGAUGAUGGGGAGGGAGAAGAUGCGUGGGAUAUGAGGAAGCCGUUGAAGAGGGAUAAGGAUCAUAAACAUGUGAGGAGUGAUGGGGAGAUGCAUGAGGUGCAGCCGGAGGAUGUGUGGUGAAGUGUUAAUCGGGAAGCUGAGAAGAGACUCUUGUCUUGAGAGGGAGACAGCGUUGGCGGGUAAUACAUUGGCUUUGGGUCGAGCUUUGGGAAGGAUAGCGGUCUAAAAACUGGGUGCUUUACUCAGAUAUGGUCAUGCUAUAUCGAGUCACCAAGAACCAAGCUUGGGGAAACGAUGGGUUUUCGAUGGCUCAGGGUGAAAGUGAUACUGUAGCCGGGCAGCGCGCAACGAUCUGGCAGUAUUGCACCUCAGAGCGUGGGUAUAGAAGCAGUACGCGUAGGAGGGCUCCAAAGUGGCGCUGCUCUUAUGCACAGUUUCAUUGCAAACCUAAUCUAAAGCAAAGAAACCA
Cadophora gregata is the source of this 1054-nucleotide messenger RNA. Its product is annotated as N-terminal acetyltransferase. NCBI's taxonomy places the organism in Eukaryota, Fungi, Ascomycota, Leotiomycetes, Helotiales, Ploettnerulaceae. The coding region runs from base 112 to 705 and encodes 197 amino acids. Gene Ontology annotation, biological process: N-terminal peptidyl-methionine acetylation. Gene Ontology annotation, cellular component: NatB complex. The transcript has 3 exons. Gene Ontology annotation, molecular function: protein-N-terminal amino-acid acetyltransferase activity. The record is from RefSeq and is a predicted model, not a curated record.